AUGCCGGAGCCAGCGAAGUCCACCUCUGCCCCCAAAAAGGGCUCCAAGAAGGCUGUGACAAAGACCCAGAAGAAGGGCGAUAAGAAGAGACACAAGAGCAGGAAAGAAAGCUACUCCAUCUACGUCUACAAGGUGCUGAAGCAGGUCCACCCCGACACCGGCAUCUCCUCCAAGGCCAUGGGCAUCAUGAACUCCUUUGUCAACGACAUCUUUGAGCGCAUCGCUGGAGAAGCCUCCCGCCUGGCCCAUUACAACAAGCGCUCCACCAUCACCUCGCGGGAGAUUCAGACAGCCGUGCGCCUGCUGCUCCCAGGAGAGCUGGCCAAGCACGCCGUCUCGGAGGGCACCAAGGCCGUCACCAAGUACACAAGCUCCAAGUAG
This is a messenger RNA of Gavia stellata (red-throated loon), 381 nucleotides long. Its product is annotated as histone H2B 5. The transcript has a single exon. Gene Ontology annotation, cellular component: nucleosome. Gene Ontology annotation, molecular function: structural constituent of chromatin; DNA binding; protein heterodimerization activity. Bases 1 to 381 code for a protein of 126 amino acids. The record is from RefSeq and is a predicted model, not a curated record. NCBI's taxonomy places the organism in Eukaryota, Metazoa, Chordata, Aves, Gaviiformes, Gaviidae.